Molecule: messenger RNA, 2271 nt
Organism: Medicago truncatula (barrel medic)
Lineage: Eukaryota; Viridiplantae; Streptophyta; Magnoliopsida; Fabales; Fabaceae
Product: inositol-pentakisphosphate 2-kinase
Exons: 10
Coding region: 230-1573 (447 amino acids)
Biological process (GO): inositol phosphate biosynthetic process
Cellular component (GO): nucleus
Molecular function (GO): ATP binding; inositol-1,3,4,5,6-pentakisphosphate 2-kinase activity
Source: RefSeq, a predicted model, not a curated record
AAUAAAAAACAUAAAACUAGUAUUUGGUUCCGGAAGGUCCAGGAGGAAAAAGUCACUGGGACUGGGAGUGAUUUGAAUCGAGUUGCAUUUUGAUCGAGGAACAUACCAAAAAAUUGAAACGAUAACAUUUGAGAAGAAUUUGUGAACCAUAUUCCAUCACAUUAUCACAAUUAAUGCACUUAAUUACUGCUUCGAAGAUUCUAUUUAAGCUCUAGGUAAAAUUUGUUGAAUGGAGGUUACUUUAAGGGAGAAGGAAGCAGAUGAUUGGGUUUACAGAGGCGAAGGAGCUGCUAAUCUUGUUCUCGCUUACAUUGGAUCAUGUCCUGCAUUUUUUAGGAAAGUGAUGCGAAUCCGUAAGGCUCCUAGGAAUGAUUCAGUGACAGAGAUUAGGACCAGCCCUUCUGCUUUGACUGCUCAUGAACGCCUUCUAUGGAAAGAUGUUGAUGAACUCAUUGCAUCUUCUGACCAUGAAGUUUCUAGCCAAUUAUUUGUUCUUCAUGUUAUGAAGCCAUUGCUUGGUUCCAAAUAUGUUGAUGCUGGGAUGCAUGUCAAAGUCUCAAGGGGAUUUCUUGAAUCGAUUGAAAAGAAUGUUAUUUGUCAACGUCCUGCUGGGAGAGUUGAUACUGCCCAGCUCGACAUGCAUUGUGAUUAUGUGCUUCUCAUGUCAGAUCAUUCAAUAUUUACCCAUGGAAAUCUUGAAUCCAGCCCCUGCAUAUCUGUUGAGAUAAAGCCCAAAUGCGGAUUUCUUCCUGUUUCAAGAUUCGUAUCUGAAGAAACUGCUAUAAAAAAGAGGGUAACUCGCUUUGAAAUGCACCAAGCCCUGAAAUUACAUCAAGGAGAGAUAUCACUGCUAAGUGAAUACAAUCCACUUGAUCUGUUCUCUGGUUCCAAGGAAAGAAUUCAUAAAGCUAUCAACGAUCUAUUUACUACGCCUCAAAACAAUUUCCGUGUAUUUAUGAAUGGGUCUCUCAUAUUUGGUGGGCUUGGAGGUGGCGCAGAAGAUACAAAUCUUUGUAUUGCGAAGGCAUUUGAAGGCGCACUUAUGUCUAUCAUUCAAGCUGAUGAUGGUUUAUGUACAGAGAACUUCCUCACUCUUGUUGCCGAGGCCGCACAUAAAUCAGGAGUCCUUGAUCGGCUCUUGGAGGUUCAAAAGCUUGAUGAUGUUGACAUAGAGGGAGCCAUCCAUGCUUAUUAUGAUAUUACUCGUCAGCAGUGCAUGGUGUGUACGGAGUUGAAUGAAGAACAAAUGAAAGUGUAUACCCCUUUGCAUUCCGUGUCGUUGGAUGAAAGCUUAAGAGUUGUAAAGGACUACCUGAUAGCAGCAACUGUGAAAGACUGCAGUCUGAUGAUAUGUUUUAGACCAAGGAAAGAGGGGGAUUUGGGAUCCGUAUGCAAUAAUAUAUAUCUUGAGUCAACCAAGCAAACAUUUGAUUUCAAGGUGUAUUUUAUCGACUUGGAUAUGAAGCGAAUGAGUAAAAUGGAAGAAUAUUAUGAAUUAGAUAAGAAGAUAGUGAGCUGCUACAGUGAAAUGAUCAAAAUGGAUCAAGGACGAACUGAAGUCAAAAACCAAUAAAAAUCUUAAUUGCAUAUUGAGGUCUAAUUAGACGGCAUUGGAGGAAGAUGUGUCUUGUAAUACAGUAAGAAGUACUGAGAAUUUGGCAGAGCAAAGCCUAUAUUUGACCGUGACUUCAGCUCAGAUUUGGGUUUUCCUUUGGUCAGCCUAGUUUGGCCGUGGCGUGACUGAUGAUCUGUCUGUGCCGUACAAUGAACUCUCAAUCUGUUACGAGAGACUCUGACGUCAGCAAAACUGCGCUGUUCAAGAUGCAGGCAAAAGGCGAUGAAGUUAAUAUCAAUUUGUAAAAGGUACUGCUUAAGGUGACAAUGAUUGGUGAAACUGACAUCAUGAGGGUCAUCAAUGUGUGAAUAUUUCAAAUAAUCGGCAAGAAUUGAGUUGACUAGAGGGACUCCUAAGGAAAAGUUGAGAGGUGAGAAAAAAGAAGACACUCUUCCUAAUCCUCCAUGUUAAAGAUAUGAUCUUAUGAUAUGCUAUUGUUGAAUAUGUUUGUUCCAUUAUGUUAUUAACUCGGUCCUUGUGCCAUUUUGUACCAUUAUCCAUCUGUCAAGCAAAAUAAUGUAUAUGUUAUGUGAUAGUAUUUUUGUGUUAUUUAGUCUAACGAUUUCAUUGAUCCAUUGCUAAGUUAAAACAGCAUGGAUGUAAUAUUAUUCAAUACCCGAACACAUUCAAAUGAAGAAGUUUGUAUUGGAAACAGA